GAUUAUCCAAGGAAAAAAAAAAGAAUUAGAGAAUGGGGUCAGCCGCGACCAACAAAAUAUAAGUAUAAGCAGAGCAUAAGCCCCAAAGAGCCUCACAGAAACCCUAGAAAUCAAACAAAUGGGCGAGCUCAACAACCAAGAAGACCCUACUGUUAACCACACAUUCCCUCCUAAACGAAAGCCCGAAGAACAAGAUGCACUCAUUCACUCUGAUUCCGCUACCAAGAAGCCCAAACCCGAAGCCCUGCUCGAAUCCAAAGUAAUCGAAACCAAAGUAAUUGAAACCAAAGUAAUUGAAGAGCAACACAUUGAAGACGAAGACACUGAAGAAGAUGAAGAAGAGUACGAAGAAGAAGAAGAGGAUGAGGAUGAUGAUGACGAUGAGGAAAAUUCAAAUGGAGAAGCUGAAGUUGAUGUUAAGGGAAAAGGAAUAAUGAAGGAGGAUAAAGGCAAAGGCAAGCUUAUCGAAGAGUCGGAAGACGAUGAAGAUGAUUCCAGUGAUGGCGCUGCUGAUGUUUUUGGUUCGGAUGAUGAGAGUGACAGUGAUUUGUCUGAGGAUCCUCUUGCUGAAGUUGAUUUGGAUAACAUUCUCCCUUCCAGGACUCGGAGUCGUCGUGGUGCGUCUCGUGGUGUGGUUAUCGGAAACAGUGAUGACAAAGAUAAUGAUGAUGAGUAGUAGAGUAUGAGGAUUAUUGCGCCUGGUUGUAUUGGCCUAUUGAACUUGUGAUGGAAUUUUACUUGGUUCGCGACUUUAAGUGUUGUUUUGGUUUUGUUA
Molecule: messenger RNA, 775 nt
Organism: Daucus carota subsp. sativus
Lineage: Eukaryota; Viridiplantae; Streptophyta; Magnoliopsida; Apiales; Apiaceae
Exons: 2
Coding region: 119-676 (185 amino acids)
Source: RefSeq, a predicted model, not a curated record